CAUGUGGGAGCACUCUUUUCGUUUCAUGCUUGUGUGAACCUCGGCUACUAGUAAUACUGCGCUUGCGGAUCGAGGACUCGUAGUGCAGCGUCGGUGAUCAAGGUCGUAGAGAAUGCUUGCCGGUGAUCCUGUCGACGCCUCAGUGAAAGGCAAGAGCGCGCAGUUGUUGACAAUGGACCAAAAAAACAGCUGCAAGGACAUCUUCAUUUCCAUCAGUGGUCUCAUUGGUGCUGGCAAGUCGACGCUAGCUACCGAACUUGCCAAGCUGAUGGACCUGCCUUGCCAUUAUGAGCCUGUUCUCGAUAAUGAAUACUUGGCCGACUUCUACAAGGAUCCGGCCAGAUACAGCUUUCCUCUUCAGGUCUACUUGCUGAAUCGCAGGUUUCAGCAGCAUCAGCAGAUCAUCUGGUCCGGGAAGGGCGGUGUUCAGGACAGGACCAUUUAUGAGGAUUCUGUGUUCGCCAGGGUGCUAAAAGAUUCUGGCAUGAUGGAGCCCAGAGAGUUUGAAACGUACACGUCUUUAUUUAGCAACAUGUCCAAUUUCAUGAAGAAGCCGAAUUUAAUCGUUCACCUUGACGUUUCUCCGGAGGAGAGCAAACGGCGUAUAGCGAUGCGCAAUAGAGACUGCGAGAAGACAAUCACACUGGACUACCUCACCAAUCUGCACGCUGCCUACGAGGACUUUCUGCAGGAGAUUGCCCGCAUCAUCCCCGUCAUCCGUGUUAACUACAACCAGUUCCGCACUGCGCAGGAGAUGGCUGAAGUCAUCCUUCGGGAGUAUAGCGAAAUGCAAUCCAUCCGCAACGUGGACUUUGACACGCCACGGUCGUCUACGUCUGGUAUCUUCACCCCUGGCUCUACGCCGUCAAAGCCACAGCACCGACCCCAAGCUGAAAGCAUGGAAGCCUAGUGGUGCUCCGGCCCUGAGCACCAGUGGCAAAUGACGGUAACUACUACUGUCGUGUGUGCUGCCGCUCUGCUUCGGAAUAGUGAAUCAUGAAAUACUGAUAUGUCGGUAGCUGUUGGCUCUCAGUCUCCGCGGUGAUCUGACUCAUGAAACUCAUCAAAUCAUACAGCUCUUUACUGGUUUUAGUUGCCAGAAGAAUCAUUUUACAAAAAAACGUUGCUACCUGUGAAUAGUUGAUUUCGUCAUUUAUACAAUUACAAUAUACUCUCUAAUUUCACAUAAACAGACCGACUGGCAUACGUCAGUGAUGACUCAUAGUGUACAAAUUAUUAACGUUCAUGCUAUUCCUGUUUCUAGGGCCUGUGUUUUUGAAUGGCCACAACCUAGUCUUAGUGGCCUGCUAUCUGUAUGAGUGUAUGGCAGUGCUGCCUGUAAUUUCUCUUUGACCCGACCACGUCACUAUGCACAUGUAGCUACCGGACCUGACUUAAACUUGCUGCUGCUGCUGCUGCUGCCAGUACUAGGCAUUUGGACACAUGUACAAUCAUGUACUCUGCUGUGUUGUCACCUUUUUAUCGUUACAUGAUGGCAUUAUUGUAGUAGAGUAUCAAGGCUCUCAGCCAGCUGCUGACAGACUGUUGGAUUUCACAAGUGGUACAUUUUUAGGAAGAAAAAAGGACCAAUGAACUAUA
Messenger RNA from Sycon ciliatum, 1599 nucleotides. Its product is annotated as deoxyadenosine kinase-like. Lineage: Eukaryota; Metazoa; Porifera; Calcarea; Leucosolenida; Sycettidae. The coding region runs from base 113 to 910 and encodes 265 amino acids. Gene Ontology annotation, molecular function: deoxynucleoside kinase activity. Gene Ontology annotation, cellular component: cytoplasm. The transcript has 6 exons. The record is from RefSeq and is a predicted model, not a curated record.